Closterium sp. Yama58-4 is the source of this 471-nucleotide messenger RNA. NCBI's taxonomy places the organism in Eukaryota, Viridiplantae, Streptophyta, Zygnematophyceae, Desmidiales, Closteriaceae. The record is from the annotation of a GenBank genome assembly.
AUGGGCGCGACAAGACACAUACCGACAGCUUUAGUCCUCCUCCUAAUACUCCUUACACUGCAGCCGCCACCCGCCACUCGCGGGCAGACUUUCAACGACGUUCGUUACAAGGGCGUGGGCCUACAGACAUGCGUACCUUCCGCGCAAGUUCGCUGCAACCGGCCGUGCAACUCGACGGCUGGGACGGACGGCCGGUAUCUGGUGCCCAUCCGGUGCACGACGCAGACGAGCGUGCGACGCGCGACGACGCCGUACUGUGCGAGCAAUGCGAUCACGCGGCUGCAGUGCUGCCUCAAAUGCGUGAAUGCGGUGUCAUGCGCGUACUGGCAGCAUAUCAUCCCGCCCAGCCCCGUGUGCGCGGGUUGCGGCAUGUGCGUCAUCUACCCCGCGGCGGCGGCUGCGCCGACAUGCGCCACGGCCAACAUCACUGUCAAGAAAGUCGCUCGCUUGAACGCCAAUGUCUCCACGUAA